Messenger RNA from Pieris macdunnoughi, 837 nucleotides. Lineage: Eukaryota; Metazoa; Arthropoda; Insecta; Lepidoptera; Pieridae. The record is from the annotation of a GenBank genome assembly.
AUGCGCCUGAUAAUCUUAGAGGACGCGUCGGUGGUGGCGGAUUGGGCGGCACGGUUCGUGAUGCAGCGCAUCAAGGAAUUCGCUCCCGGGCCGGGACGGCGCUUCGUGCUGGGGCUGCCCACGGGCGGCACGCCUCUCGGGAUGUACCGACGCCUGAUCGACUUCUAUCGCGAAGGUCGUCUCUCCUUCGAGCACGUGACCACCUUCAACAUGGACGAGUACGUGGGGCUGCCGCGCGACCACCCCGAAUCGUACCACCACUACAUGUACAACGAGUUCUUUAAGCACGUCGACAUAGCGCCGGAGCACGCGCACGUGCUGGACGGCAACGCGUCCGACUUGGCGGCCGAGUGCGCGCGCUUCGAGCGCCUCAUCAAAGAGGCGGGCGGCGUGCACCUGUUCGUGGGCGGCAUCGGGCCCGACGGGCACAUCGCCUUCAACGAGCCCGGCUCCUCUCUCGUGUCGCGCACGCGCGUCAAGACUCUCGCCUACGACACGCUCGAGGCCAACAAGCGCUUCUUCGACAACGACAUCUCCAAGGUGCCCUCGAAGGCUCUCACGGUGGGCGUCGGCACGGUGAUGGACGCGAAGGAGGUGAUGAUCCUGAUCACGGGCGCUCACAAGGCGCCGGCGCUGUCCAAGGCCAUCGAGGAGGGCGUCAACCACAUGUGGACCGUGUCCGCCUUCCAGCAGCACCCGCAGGCGCUCUUCGUGUGCGACGAGGACGCCACGCUCGAGCUGCGCGUCAAGACGGUCAAGUAUUUCAAGGCGCUGAGCGAGGAGCAUCAGAAGAUGAUCGAAGAGGUGCCGGUGGAGGCGCAGCAGGUCAUCCAUUGA